This is a messenger RNA of Mycetomoellerius zeteki, 5055 nucleotides long. RefSeq lists its product as uncharacterized. Bases 1 to 5055 code for a protein of 1684 amino acids. NCBI's taxonomy places the organism in Eukaryota, Metazoa, Arthropoda, Insecta, Hymenoptera, Formicidae. The record is from RefSeq and is a predicted model, not a curated record. Gene Ontology annotation, molecular function: nucleic acid binding. Gene Ontology annotation, biological process: DNA integration. The transcript has 2 exons.
AUGGUCGACCAAUCAGAGGCCGCGUCUCUCAAGCGCCAGCGCACGACCAUAAAGGCAUCAUGUACGCGUAUUAGAACGUAUGUAGACACUAUCACCGCCAUUACAUCGUCAGUAAUCAUUCAACUAGAAGAGCGUAAGAUAAAGCUCGAAUAUUAUUGGUCGCAAUACUAUGACGUGCAAUCGCGAUUAGAAUCAUUUGACGAGGCCGAGGGUGCAGAUCGAGGCGGUUUUGAGGAAGCAUUUUAUGCGUUAUCUUCCAGGAUCCGCGAGCUGGUUGCACCCUCGCCGACAUCGCGAGCGUCCGCAUCAUCUAUUUCCUCUUCAAAUGCUCGGGAUUCAGAUCGUGGAACGCACAUCCGACUUCCUAAGUUAAAUUUACCAACAUUCACGGGUAAAUAUGAUGAAUGGUUGCCGUUUUACGAUACAUUCAAUGCCGCGAUCCACUCCAACACCUCUCUUUCCGAUACUCAGCGAUUUCAAUAUUUACGGGCGUCCCUCACCGGCGAUGCGAGUGCCGUAAUCAGUUCAUUAGAACUUUCAGACGCUAAUUAUGAUGUCGCGUGGUCAAUUCUCAAGGACCGUUAUGACAACAAGCGCGUAAUCAUUCAAAGCCACGUCAAGGCCAUAUUGGAUCUGCCGUUGAUGUCCAAGGAGAAUUCGGUCGAUCUUAGAAAAAUAUCUGACGGUACCUCAAAACACUUGCACGCCCUUCAGGCUUUAAAACGUCCCAUCGCGCAUUGGGACGAUAUUCUCAUUUCAAUUCUAACCUCUAAAUUGGAUUCGCUCACGAUUCGCGAAUGGGAAAAUUCUCUAACAGGCAACGAACUGCCAACCUUGAAGCAGCUGGUAGACUUCAUUGCUCAUCGAUCUCAGGUGCUCGAGGCCACCGCAAGGGCCAGCACCGCUCUCGCGAGAAAGGCUGAGUCGAAAUCGCAGCCAUCAGCCAAGCGGGCAUCUUCAUGCGCAGCCACCGUCAAACCCAGGUGCCACUUUUGCCAAGGCGAUCAUGCUAUUUAUUAUUGUAAGAAAUUCGUGGCGCUUCCGGUCUCGCAGAGGGCCGUGGAAAUUCGCAGUCGCAAGCUCUGUGCAAAUUGCUUGCGUUCAUCUUCUCACGCUUCGAACAAAUGUACUUCCGGUCAAUGCAAGGUUUGUCAUGCGAAGCAUAACACACUUCUCCACAUGCCUGCUGCCGCGGACGCAUCUACCGACAAGGAGGCUACAGCUAAGGCGGACGCGCCUUCUUCAAUACUGGCUACGCACACCUCAGGUUCCGUUAGCAAUGAGCAAGUUAUGCUAUCAACAGCAGUGGUGUACGUUUGCGAUAACGAGGGCUCAGAUAGGGCUUGCCGGGCAUUGUUAGACUGCGGAUCCCAAGCCAAUUUCAUAUCCAGAAAAUUGGUGCAAGAUCUCGGUUUAAAAACGCGCCCGCUGAAUGUCUCCAUUUCUGGCGUCAACGGUACGGUAGCUACGUCUCAUCACGUUACGCAAAUCAAAUUACAAUCGCGAGUCAGUUCGUACACCGCGGUCAUAGAAUGCAUUAUAGUUGAUCAAGUCACUGACAAAAUUCCCGCGGUUUCGACAGCACGUGACAUUUUUAAAUUUCCGCGAAACAUUCGCUUAGCCGAUCCGCGAUUCAACAUAUCGUCGGAUAUUGAUCUUUUAAUCGGAGUUGAACUGUUUUGGAGUUUAAUUUGCGUUGGUCAGGUCAAGUCGUCGGACGACCAUCCAACUCUUCAGAAAACGCGAUUAGGUUGGAUCCUGGCGGGUCGCUUGGGCGCUGUUACCGCGGCCAUUUCAAAGGUCCAUUCCUUUCAUGCAUCCAUAAGCAAUGCUGAAUUACACGAGCAUGUUAGCCGCGCAUGGCAGAUGGAAAACAUAUCCUCAGGUUCAGAUCGUUACACAAUGGAGGAAGGCAUCUGCGAACGUCAUUUUAUGGACAACGUAUCUCAGAAUUCUCAGGGCAGAUAUACGGUCAAGCUCCCUAUCAAAGAGCAUGCACUAGGUAAGAUCGGCGAUUCGCGUGACGCGGCCCUGAAGCGCUUGAAGAGAAUCGAGAGGCGAUUCAAGCGUGACCCAGCACUCAAAAUUCAAUAUGCAGAAUUUGUCAAGGAGUACAUAUCCCUAGGGCACAUGCGACGGUUGGAACCCCCUAUCACAGAGGAGCCAGCAUCAUUCUAUCUCCCUCAUCACUGUGUGUUUAAAAUCGUUGGCCAGACAUCAAAAAUCCGAGUCGUCUUUGAUGCCUCGUGUCGCAGCACCACGGGCGUGUCGUUGAAUGAUGUUCUUCUAGUGGGCCCAAAUGUCCAACAGGACUUAAUUUCGAUUUUGUUGCGGUUUCGGUAUUUUUUAUAUGUUAUCACUGCCGACAUUAUAAAAAUGUACCGGCAAAUUUCAAUGCAUCCCUCUCAGACGCGGUUACAGAGAAUUCUUUGGCGCGACGAUCCGUCUAUGAAUGUCGAUACAUACGAACUCACCACCGUCACUUAUGGAACGGCUUCGGCGUCAUUUCUGGCUACCAGAUGUCUAAAGCACUUGGCUGAGCAACACGCGUUUCAAUUUCCGCGCGGUUCAGCAUGCGUCCUUCGCAAUUUUUAUGUCGAUGAAAUGCUCGCUGGGGCGGAUGCCAUUGACGAGUUGAAGUUAAUCCGUGACGAGACCAAUCAGCUGUUGAAACUAGGAGCGUUCGAAUUAAGCAAAUGGGCCUCGAACACCCCUGAGCUAUUAGAAGCAGAUAAUCGUGACUGUGACCCAGUCGAGAUUAAGGACAAACCCACGGACUCAUACAUUCUCGUCGCUAAAUGGUUCGAUCCUCUCGGCCUUCUGGGGCCAAUCAUCGUUGUUGCAAGGCUCAUUUUGCAAGAUCUGUGGCAAUUGUCCAUCCAAUGGGACGAGUCCGUUCCUCAGGAUAUUCACACUCGUUGGAUUGCGUUCAGGGCACAAAUGGAAACAUUGAAUCAAUUAAGAAUUCCCCGAUGCGUCAAGUCAGAAUUCAAUCAGCUGAGCUUGGAAAUACAUGGAUUUUGUGACGCCAGCGAGCGCGCAUUCGGAGCCUGCAUAUACCUUCGCACCGAGCUCGAGCACAAUGAAUAUCGCUCCACAUUGUUAUGUUCGAAAUCUCGCGUCGCACCUCUUAGGGCUGUCUCCUUGCCACGAUUGGAAUUAUCAGCUGCUUUAUUGUUGGCGCGUUUAAUCGAUAAGGUUAAAAAUUCACUAGAAUGUUCCCAAUGCCCGAUCUAUCUUUGGUCAGAUUCGACAAUAGCACUGAAUUGGAUCACCUCCCCAUCUCGGCGGUGGUCAACUUUCGUGGCAAAUCGGGUGGGUGAGAUUCAACGCCUUACGGAGAUCGGACAUUGGCGGCAUAUCACAUCGGCCCACAACCCUGCCGACAUAUUAUCGCGGAGACUAGCUCCCGGCGAGCUAAUCAAUGCUGAGAGUUGGUGGAGUGGACCUAAUUUUUUAAAACGGGAUGAGCAACACUGGCCACCCAGUGUAUUCGUGCGUUUGGAAAACGAUCUUCCCGAGCAAAGGAAACUCCAUGUGACCGCUUCCAUCUCCUAUCCAUGCGUUGUCAGUGGUCUACUAAAUAAGUAUUCCAAUUUGGAUAAAAUAUGCCGUAUCAUAGCGUAUUGUCUGCGAUUGUCAAAGGCACACCGUGCACACGCGGUAUCUGACUUCGUGUCUCCCGUUGAAAUUUCUGCCGCUCUAAUUUGUAUUUGCAAGGCGGUACAACGACGAUCAUUCCAUAGUGAGUAUCAAGCGUUAGAUAAGAACGGCGUUAUAAAUACUUCGAGUAGUAUCCUAUCAUUAUCCCCCUUCUUAGACAGGGAUGGCCUGAUUCGGGUCGGCGGGAGACUAAAAAACUCGAAUCUUUCAUUCGAUGCAUGCCACCCAGCGCUACUACCGCGCAAGCAUAUAUUAACCCAGCGAGUCAUUGAACGCGAGCACCUACGAAACUUGCACGCCGGUUUGCAAGCCACGAUGGCCUUCGUCCGACAGCGGUUUUGGCCGUUGUCCUUGCGAUCCACCACGCGGGGAAUAAUACAAAAAUGUACAGUUUGUUUCAAGGCUAAACCUAAGUGUUCGGAAGCGGUCAUGGGCUUCUUGCCGGCAAGCCGGGUUAAUGUUUCCAGACCAUUCUCUCACUGUGGUGUGGAUUAUGCCGGACCUCUCCUGUUGCGUGAGGGAAGGCGUCGUAACUCACGAAAUCACAAGUCGUAUCUCUCAAUCUUUGUAUGCUUCGCCACGAAGGCGGUCCACCUAGAGCUAGUAAGUAACCUUACGUCUGAGGCGUUUAUUGCCGCUUUCAAGCGAUUCAUUUCACGCAGGGGCAAACCCUUGCAUAUGUACUCAGACAACGGGACCACUUUCGUGGGCGCACAAAGACAAAUACAAGAAUUGUACGACGUCUAUAAUGAUCCACAAGUUCAAUCCGAAAUCAAAUAUUUUUUACGCGAUUCGGGGAUUUCAUGGAGUUUCAUCCCGCCUAAUGCCCCCCAUUUCGGGGGCUUGUGGGAAGCGGCCGUGAAAUCUGCAAAGUAUCAUAUAGCCCGGAUUGUGGGCAAGGCGCAUCUGACCUUUGAAGAAAUGCAGACAACUCUUUGCGAGAUAGAAGCGAUACUUAAUUCGCGCCCCCUCGCGCCUUUAAGCACCGAUCCUAACGACUUAGCGUAUUUAAGCCCGGGACAUUUUUUGGUUGGCACGGCGUUGAAUGGUCUUCCUUGCUCGGACUUGAGUAACGUUAGCGAAAAUAGGUUGUUAAGAUGCCAACGAGUGGAGCAAAUCCGGCAGCACUUUUGGAGCAGGUGGAGUAAUGAAUACCUCCACACUCUUCAAGCACGAACCAAAUGGAUGGUCAACAAAGGGAAUCAGUUGUCAGUUGGCCAACCCGUUCUCAUGAGGCAACAAGGUGUGGCCCCGCUGCAAUGGGCGAUGGGGCGAGUGCAGGAGGUACAUCCCGGCCCUGACGGGAUCACACGUACCGCUACGAUUAAGACUGCCAAGGGUCUCUACGUGCGGCCACUCUCCAAGCUAGCGAUACUACCUAUUGCGUGCUAG